Argentina anserina (silverweed cinquefoil) is the source of this 1764-nucleotide messenger RNA. RefSeq lists its product as uncharacterized. NCBI's taxonomy places the organism in Eukaryota, Viridiplantae, Streptophyta, Magnoliopsida, Rosales, Rosaceae. The record is from RefSeq and is a predicted model, not a curated record. Gene Ontology annotation, molecular function: protein-lysine N-methyltransferase activity. Gene Ontology annotation, biological process: peptidyl-lysine monomethylation.
GUGCCCACUCUACUCACACUGUCCUUGCCGCCAAACACUCUCAACACUCUCUCGCUCUGUCUGGCUUCAAUGGAGGUCCAUCAACCCUCGUCAUCUGAUGAGUUGGAUAAGGAGUGCUCAAUUCUACUUGAGCUAGCGGAAAGUGACCCUCUUUUUAACAAAAAGAAGAAACUGCUACAAGAUAACAGAUUUAAUCCGAAGGAACGAGUAUGCGUAAACAGGUCAUCAGAUCCUAAUUGGCUCAGUACCUCCUUGACACUAAUGCUUCGGAUAGCACGGAUCAUAAAACUUGACGAGGUAGAGCUUUAUUUUGGGGGAGAAGAACAGAUGGACUCAUAUAGUCCCAGGAAUGAGCUGGAAACCCUCAAUUCUAUUCUUCAGCUUGUGGAAAGUUCAAUCUCUGAUGCAUGUGAAAUGCAAAAGGAUAUCCUGCAAGAAUUACGUGAUAGUACUGUUGAUAAGAUUUGUCAGUUUGCUGGAAACAGUUUGAAGACUACAAUUGUAGAAGGCCAGAACUCUGAUAAAGAAAAGCAAUUGCUGCAAUGGGGUGAAACCUAUGGUGUCAAGACAAGGUUGCAGAUAGCUUAUGUUGAAGGGGCUGAUAGAGGAGCUAGAGCUAGAGAAGAUCUAAAAGUUGGAGAUACUGCUUUGGAGAUCCCGACAUCGUUAAUAAUUUCUGAGGAGCUUGUCCAGAAAACUGACAUGUAUCAGAUAUUAGAGAAGCUGGACAACAUUGCCUCUGAGACUAUGUUGUUGUUGUGGGGCAUGAAGGAGAGGCACAAUACUGAUUCACAAUACAAGAUCUACUUUGACACACUGCCAGAGGAUUUUCAUACUGAUUCUGCAACCAAUACCAUGAAAUUCCGUCUGUCAAAACCUUGCAGUGCUGGACAAGAAUGUUGCCUUAGCUACGGAAACCUCUCCACUUCUCAUCUAGUUACCUUUUAUGGCUUCUUACCACAAGCAUACAACCCUUAUGAUGUGAUUCCACUUGAUAUUGGUUGUGCCAAAGAUGAUUCUACUGAAGAUGGCUCGACAUCUGAAUGGACAAAUCACAUGGUGCGAGGUACUUGGUUCUCAAAUAACUGGAAUAUUUUCUAUUACGGCCUGACCUCCCUUUUGGACUGCCUAAGGAGAGCUCGGAGUCCCAUGCUGCUGACCAAGAGCCUUCUGCCAGAAAACUUGAAGAAUGAAAUUGAAAUCCUCGAAGAUCGUCUCGCAAUCUUCAAUGACAUGAUGGAUAGCCCUGGUGAUGCAGACCUUGAUGACAGAAAAAACACUAAUUGGGAUGUAAAGCUGGCAGUGGACUUCAAAUUUCUACAAAGAGGUAUUGUAUCUUCGAUUUUAACGUCAUGUCAUAAAGGUCUCGAUUUGGUGAAACACGAACUGUCUAAAAUGCAUGUCUGAGGGCCUGAGGGUGCUCUUAGUUGGAGCAGUGGUUCAACGAAACUAUAUGUUAAGCAUUUUAGCAUAGAAUAGAACUUUUAGAGGGCACAAUUUGAUUCCUGUGGAGUAUAUACCAAACUAGUGAUCACCACAAGGUAUAUCUACUUGUGAAACGUCUUUGUUUUUCCUCCUUGUAUGUUGCGAGCCGCAUGAGCAUAGAAUAGUUCAUUAGUGAUGAAAAUUCCAUUCCUAAAGCGACUUAAGCUGCCUUUUUUUAUUAUAAUGUCGAAGUCUACACAUUUCGCAUUUUCAAAUGGCCAUUAAAAACGUGAGGCAUGCCUUUUGCCUCAAUGUGGACUUUCUAGUGAAUUUUUAAUU